Mugil cephalus (flathead mullet) is the source of this 8463-nucleotide messenger RNA. It is a transcript of the gene myt1b, whose product is annotated as myelin transcription factor 1b. Lineage: Eukaryota; Metazoa; Chordata; Actinopteri; Mugiliformes; Mugilidae. The coding region runs from base 487 to 4542 and encodes 1351 amino acids. The transcript is spliced from 24 exons. The record is from RefSeq and is a predicted model, not a curated record. Gene Ontology annotation, biological process: regulation of transcription by RNA polymerase II. Gene Ontology annotation, molecular function: zinc ion binding; DNA-binding transcription factor activity, RNA polymerase II-specific; RNA polymerase II cis-regulatory region sequence-specific DNA binding. Gene Ontology annotation, cellular component: nucleus.
CUUUUUAAAAGAGAGAGAUUUUUCAUCUUCUUUUUCUCAAGGGAGUCUUGUGACUUUUCCCCAGUUUGCUGAGGAGAACUCUGGAGUCACAAGGCAGGACAAUGGAGGGCUGUGUGCGGGGCAGCUGGAGUUGCCCGGGGCUCCACAGUUUCACAAACAAAAACUCUUCUUUUGCUUUUAUUAUUUAAUUUUUUAUGAGCUCUGCUGGGAAUUUUAUUUUUAACUCCACGUCCCAAAAAUAUGCUCCUUUUAAGAGUACGCUGAAGACGACGGCCACGUGCUCUGGGGAGUUUUUGCCCCCGGCUAUGUUUUGGUUUUGCUCUUCCUCUUACCCCUGUGAGGGCAGCAUUGUGACUUCUCUUCCUUAACGUUCGGACGUUCUGGAAGAAAAGAGGAACUUAUUUUCUGUUCAGUGUAGCAGUUGUUUUUAUCAGUUUUUAAAGUUUUGAGUGGGACCUUGUUUGGAGCUUUUCUGAACCGGGGCACAUGGUGAUGUCUCGUCCAAUUCCUCGUCUCCACUCGUACGGGUCGACAGCAGCCGCCUGGGACCAGGCCAUGAAGGACGGAGGAUUCUCUGAGAAAGAAAAUGAGUUCCGGGGCGAGCUGGUGAACCAGCGGUGGACACGAGGCGAGAGGACCAGCAACCGCUGUCAGGCCUCCCAGAGACUGCAGAGCCGUCGACCAAUCAUGAUGAGUGUAGAAGGUGACGACAAGCGAACCCGCACUCGGUCCAAGGGAAUCAGAGUUCCUAUUGAGCUUGUUGGACAAGAGCUGAGCUGCCCCACCCCUGGAUGCAAUGGCUCCGGCCAUAUCAGUGGGAGAUACUCACGACACAGAAGCAUCCUGGGCUGCCCCAUAGCGAGAAAGCGACGCCUCGAGGAAGCAGAGGCCGAGCAGGAGCAGGAGCAGGAGCAGGAAGCGGAGCGUCCCGCCUCCAAGAGGAAGUCCCACCCCCUGAAACUGGCCCUGGACGAGGGCUUCAGCGCCGAGAGCGACGCCAGCAGCGAGGCCGAGGGCGAGGGGGACAAGGACGGGGAGAAAACAGAGGAGGGCAAGAAGGGGGAGGAGCAGGAGGAGGAGGAGGAGGAGGAAAAGGAGGAGAGCGAUGCGGGCGUAGAGGAGGUGGAGGAGGAGAUGACGGAGGACGUCACACAGGACGGACAGACAAACGGACCAGAGGAGGAGACGCAGCAGAAGGAGGAAGAGGAAGAGUGUGUGAUCAUCGAGCCUGAACCCAGAGCAGCAGCAGCGGCAGCAUCAGCGGCGGCGGCGUCGCCGGCCGAGGAGCGCGAGCCUCCCUCGCAGAGCGCCGAGGAGGUGGCCAACUCUCUCCUCCACCUGGGCAACAUGACUCCAAGCGUGUCCGCUCAGCAGCCUGUUGCCAUGGAGACGGAGGAGGACGUCACCGCGGUGGACGCUCGGGGCGAGGGAGCGGACGAGGAGCAUGGGGACCGCGUUGACGAGAGGGAAGGAGAAGAGGAGGAGGACGCGUCCGUCCUGCAGAGGGAGGUGGAGGAGGAGGAGGAGCAGCGCAAGGACUCGAGCCACAGCGAAGGCGUCCAACGCCAACAGAUCAAAGGUGACGAGGAGGAGGAGGAGGAGCAGGAGCAGGAGGGGACGGUAGAGCCACCACAGCAGAGGCAGGACGCUCCAGCAGCAGAAGAAGAAGAGGAAGAAGAGGAGGAGGAGGAGGAGGAGGAGAAGGAGGAAGAGGAGCACAGGGACCAUGUUCUGCCACUUUCUGAUGUGCCAACUGCCAUCCGCACCAUCACCAGCACCGCAGCAGCUCAGGGAACUCACAUCAAGACAGAAGACCACAGGGCCAGUCCUCCGGAGGACUACAACUCACACAGGGCCAGUCCCCUGGAGAACUAUAACAGAGCCAGCCCCCUCCACAAAUACGACUCUCACAAGCCGGGCUCGCUACACAACUACAUGACCGGUCCCCCGCUCAGCUUCAGCUGCCACAGGGCCAGUCCGCUGGAGGACUACUUCCCCAUCCCCAGAGGCGAGGGCUACAAAACGGGCCACAAGGCCUCGUCCUCGGCCUCGCCGGACGUCAUCGAGGUGCGGUCGGACCGGUCGGAGGAGAAGGACUUCGAGGACGCGGACGGGGACGACGAGCGCGACGACGAGGACAGCCUGUCGCAGCGCUCCGCGGUGACGGACGAGUCGGAGAUGUUCGACAUGACCCGCGGGAACCUGGGCCUGCUGGAGCAGGCCAUCGCCCUGAAGGCGGAGCAGGUGAAGCCGGCCGGGCCCAGGGAGCUGCUCCGCGCCCCGGACAUCCACCACCAGCGCUACUUCACCAUGGAGGACAGGCCCAAGCACCUGGACGUCAUCCGCAAGAGCUACUUCAGCAAAGAGAGCUCUAGGCCCGAGAAGAGGGAAAUCAAGUGUCCGACGCCGGGUUGUGAUGGAACGGGUCACGUGACCGGUCUUUACCCCCACCACCGCAGCCUGUCAGGCUGUCCGCACAAGGACAGGAUCCCCCCCGAGAUUCUGGCCAUGCACGAGAACGUCCUGAAGUGUCCGACCCCCGGCUGCACCGGCCAGGGCCACGUCAACAGCAACCGCAACACGCACCGCAGUUUGUCUGGUUGCCCCAUCGCUGCUGCAGAGAAACUGUCCAAGGGCCACGAGAAGCAGCCCCUCCCUCAUCUCGGCGGCGAGCACCUCAAGGGAAGCCCCAACGACAGAGUGCUGAGCCCCGCCCUGACCUCCUCUCCCUCUCCCCCCGACAGGCCCAUGUGCUUCGUGAAGCAGCUGGACGUGCCCCAGUACGGCAGCUACCGGCCCAACAUGGGGCCGUCCACGCCUCGCGCCAACCUGGCCAAGGAGCUGGAGAAGUACUCCAAGGUGUCCUUCGAUUAUGCAAGCUUCGACGCCCAAGUGUUCGGGAAGCGCACGCUUGCUCCAAAGAUGCCCACCAGCGAAACCUCACCCAAAGCCUUCAAAACCAAGCCCUCGUUCCCCAAGUCGUCGUCGUCGCCGCCGCCCAGCCUCGGUCUCCACGGUUACGGGAAGAGCUCCUCCCUGGCCUACGAUUACUCCCACGACGCCGAAGCUGCUCACAUGGCCGCCACUGCCAUCCUCAACCUGUCCACCCGCUGCUGGGAGAAGCCCGAGAACCUCAGCACCAAACCCCAGAACAAGGAGAUGGACAUAGAGGUGGACGAGAACGGCACCCUGGACCUGAGCAUGAAGAAGCCCAUUAAACGCGAGGGCAGUCUGUCCGGCACCAGCCCCGGGGUUCGGUCGCCCGACCCGUCCUCCUCCUCGUCCUCGCUGCACCACGGCGGCAGCGGGAUGACGUCGCCCAACGUGCACAGCUACAAGCAGGAGGACUGGGAGGGGCCGCUGGACUACACCAAACCCAACCGCCAAAGAGAGGAGGAAAUGGACGAGAUGGAGCACACGGGCCAGUCGUACGUCUCGUCCGACCCGGAGGACUGUGACAUGAUGCAGGACAUGAUGGAGGAGAGGAAGUACCCGGGAGAGGUCACCACCCCGAGCUUCAAGGUCAAGUUCCAGCCCAAGGACAGCAAGAAGGAGCUGCUCUCGUGUCCCACACCGGGCUGUGACGGCAGCGGCCACAUCACAGGAAACUACGCGUCCCAUCGCAGUCUGUCUGGGUGUCCUCUCGCUGAUAAGAGCCUUCGGUCCCUCAUGGCGGCCCACACCCCUGAACUCAAAUGCCCGACGCCCGGAUGUGACGGCUCCGGUCACAUCACAGGAAACUACGCGUCUCACAGAAGUCUCUCUGGGUGCCCGCGUGCCAAGAAAAGUGGAAUUAAAACUCCUACCAAGGACAACCAGGAGGACUCCGAGCUUUUAAAGUGUCCGGUGCCGGGCUGCGACAGCCUGGGCCACAUCAGCGGGAAGUACGCGACGCACCGCAGCGCCUACGGGUGUCCGCUGGCCGCCCGCAGGCAGAAGGAGGGGCUCCUGAACGGGACGCCCUUCAACUGGAAGGCCUUCAAGACAGAGGGGCCCACCUGCCCCACCCCGGGGUGCGACGGCUCCGGACACGCCAACGGAAGCUUCCUCACACACCGCAGCCUCUCAGGAUGCCCCAGAGCCUUGUACGCCAAGAAGAAGGCCAAGUUCCCCACAGAAGAUUACCUGAGCACCAAGUUCAGAGCCAGCGACGUUUUGGACAACGACGAGGACAUCAAGCAGCUCAACAGAGAGAUCAACGACCUCAACGAAUCCAACAACGAGAUGGAGGCCGACAUGGUCAACCUGCAGACUCAGAUCUCGUCCAUGGAGAAGAACCUGAAGACCAUCGAGCACGAGAACAAGAUGAUCGAGGAGCAGAACGAGGCCCUGUUCAUGGAGCUGUCGGGUCUGAGCCGCGCCCUGAUCCGCAGCCUGGCCAACAUCCGCCUGCCGCACAUGGAGCCGAUCACCGAGCAGAACUUCGACAGCUACGUGAGCACCUUGACCGACAUGUACACCAACAAGGACUGUUUCCAGAGCCCCGAGAACAAGGCCCUGCUGGAGAGCAUCAACAAAGCCGUGAAGGGCAUCAAAGUCUGACGCUCCGAGUCCCGAAACCCGUCCCGGAGGAGGAGGAGAGGACGGAGGGGACGGAGGGGACGGAGGGAGGCCGACGUACUCUACAGUAUCAUGAAGAAGUGUGAUUCAAAAACAAAAAAAAAAGGGAAUUCAGGUUAUUUAAAUAAAUGGCAACUUUAAAAAAAAAAACAAAAAAAAAAAACAAACCCAGGGAGCACUCUGCUGAAGAAAAAGUGACGCGGACCAAAAUCCACACCAUGCUGCUGCUGCUGGGAUCCGAGGAACAGACGCUCCGGUCGGGACGGACGGACGGAGGAGGAGAAAACUAGUUACUAGAACCUGUAUCUGGGGGUUUUUUCCUGGGCUGUACGUUUACCUGUUGUCUCUUCUGUGUCCUUAACCGUUUAUUUGUGUUCAGUUUUUUUUUUUUUUUUUUGGAGCCUCGAUAAAGUCGCAGCAGCCGGAGGAUCGAUGGCAGGAAACGACGGGAAAAUGAAACAAACAAACAAACAAACAAACAAAAAAAAAGCUGGAUGAGGAAACUCUUGUAGCAUUCACUGUGGCACAAACUGUGCGUUCACCAGCUCCGGAAAAGCUCCGUCGUCCACACACAAUCACCCCAGCAAUAUGAAGCGUGCACUAAAGCGACGUGUGUGAGCGGAAGAGACGCGAAAGUCACGGAUCCGGGAGCAGACCACGAAGAAAGAGCAGCAGAUUAACCCCCGUUUUUUACUCCACUUUUCAUUUCCUCUCAUUUUAUUAUUUAUUUUUUUAUUUAACAGAAACGAUAAUAGUUCUAGUGGCACACGUUUCAAAUUCAGUUAGUCAUAUCAAUAGUAUUUAUGAUAAUAUAGGAAUUGCACUUCAUUUCGAUGAAUAGUUUUGUGGUACGAUAAUUAUUGUUAUAUAUGAAUUAUUUAAACUUGUAAACUUUUAAAUUGUAACUUAUUGCCAUUUAUGUUUUUCGAGGUUUAUUUAUUUGAAGCAAUCUAUUUAUUAUUCAUUUUGUUUUGUAAAACACACACACAGAGAAAAACAACAACUACUGAUUAUCGUGGUUCAAGAUUUGCAAAUGUCUUAAUAUUUUAAGAGCCUAUAUAGAUAGAACUGACGAGGCAUAUUUUGUUUUUUUGGAGUACUUUUUAAAAAGCGUUUUUAAGUGCAGAUGUUUUAUAACAGACGAAAAUUUUUUUGAUAAUUUUUCAGCAAAAAAAAAGUUUUAUUCUUUCUGUUUUUUGUUUUUUUUUAAUUAUUAUUAUUAUUCUUAUUAUUUUGGGUUGUUCAUGUUUUCCGCCCCUCUCUUCUUUGUCUUCUUUAUGCUACUGUUACAUUUAAAAGAUAAAAAAAAAAAACUAAACAAAAGAAAUAGCAACCACUGCUGAGAGGGUGACGAAACAAAAAUGACAAAAAGAAAGUAUGUAUUUAUUAUUUAUUUAAUAUGAAAGAAAUCGACUGAUAUGGGCUGUAUAUUUAUUUUGUUAUUUAUGUGCGUGAUGUGAUGGUUGAGUCUGACUAGUCUUAAAGAUCCACUGCUAAUAUUUAAAUAAAGAAACCGAAUCAAUACUAAAUACUGUUUGAUUUGCUUAGGCGGAUACUUAGACGUACCAGCAGCUGAUUGUAAAACACACACAAACAAACAAACAAACAAACAAACAGCAAAAGCAACAUGUGCUCUCGGUGUGUUUGCUUUUGUCAGGUGAAAAAAACAAAACAAAAUAAAAUAAAAAGUUGGAAAAAUAGUUCAGAAACGUUACCUCUCCCAAGCGCUUUGUAGCGGCCACUACUGGCUCACCCAAAAACUACAACAACAACAACGACAACAACAACAACAAAAAAGAUAAACAACCACCUCUGUGAUGAUGCACCGCGGCUGCUUAACACGUUCUUGUCGUCGUCAGUUCAUCGGUUCAUGUGUAGAGCUCUAAUCCAGCAGUGUGUUAGUCUAAAACACACACACACACACACGCGGUGACACAUCCGUAGGAAACGCCUCCUCGGACAAACAGAUAAACACACACAACAACAACAAAAAAAAAAAAAAAAAACACACCACCCUUGUAGCCUUACUCUAGAUUUUAAUUUUUUUUUUUGACGCACAAAGUGCCACUGAAAAAGAAAACCAACGAAACAACAACAACAACAAAAAAACAGAAAUAAUAAUAAUAAUAAUAAAUAACCAGAAGAAGAGAACUCACUUUCUUUCCUGAUUCUUCGCAUUUUUCUGCAAUGUAACAAUGUCUGGUCGGAGAGAGGCCACGGCAUCGAGGGAGAGCGGUGAUUGUUUCAGAUGCCUUUAUUUCUCUGCCUACAUGGCCAUAAGUUCACUAUAAAUACAUUCUGUAUAAAUAGAUUUUAAAGAUGCUAUAUAUAUGAAUAUAAACAUACAUAUAUUUUUCCAGUGUAAUUGUUGACUUGCUCUUCUUCUUCUUCUUCUUCUUCUUCUUCUUCUUCUUCUUCUUCUUCUCUUGUAUUAACUUAUCAAACUUACCACUGGCUGUUUAGAAGAGAUAAAGGAGCGUUAAUAGUAGGAGGCAGUUACACCUUAUUUAUGUCAUCAACUAAUUAAUGUCACCAACAAGACCAGCUCAACUGUGGCUUUAACCCGCCGGUCGGAGCCGGACGCAAAAAGUCGGCUCAGACGUGUUCUCAUAGGCUUUUUAUUUUAUUUUAUUUUAUUUUUUUUGUUGCUCCCUUGUUCGUCCACAAAUGUCCAAAACAAAAACAAAAAAAAACAAACAAAAAAAAUCUACUAUGUGUUGUACAACUGAAUCUGAGAAAUGAAUUUGAAACUAGAUGGUUGGCUCUUUGUUCCUAAGUGUCACGUGAGUUCAUGUGUAGUUACAAACUAAGAAGACAAAAAAAAAAAGAAAAGAAAAGAAAAGAAAAAAGGCGAAGCCUCUGAAUAAUGUUCUGCACUCACAGCGUUUAGCGGCAUCGUUGUGUUUUAUGGCUAGAAAACCCAGCGAAUAGGAGCAGUUUGCAUCGCAGCGGCUGUGGUGUGUGUGCAGUGCAACACCCCCCCUUCUUCUUCUUUUUGUUUCUUUGUUUUGUUUUUGUUUGUUUGUGUAACUCUGAUGUCAAAGGCAUGUUGUAAAUGUGCUUUAAGCCAAUGUAGAAUGAAACUCCUUCGUGCACUUUCUGAAUAACUGUUUGAAAAAAUGCCAGCAUCCGAGUCUGAGAGGAGGAGAGAGGAGCCCUGUUUGUGUCUCACGUAGGAAAUAACCGUUUUAGAUUCAUCGGCGGGGGUGGAAGGCAGGAAGGAAGGAAGGAAGGAAGGAAGGAAGGAAGGAAAGUAAAGAAGGAAUGAAGGAAGGAAGGAAAGGAAGGAUGGAAGGAAGAGGCUCUUUUCUUGUGUAAAACCAAAAGAGAUUGACGGGGGUUUGGUUCUCAGGUGACCGGGUGGUUGGGUGGUUGGGUGGGUGGUGGGUGGGGGGGGCUGUUAGAGCGAUGCAGAGCGGGGUCAGAGGUCAGCCCCAGACGGCCGAGGCCGGAGGCGAUAGCUGCACGGGGGCCAGCGUGAAACGAGACGAGCGCGUGGGAGUGAGGGAAAUUGAUUUCGCCGGGAUCCACAAAAAUCUCCCCUUUAGUUUCAGGAGGAGGCGUUUGUUGCAUAAAUACGUGUUCGUCACUCAAAAGAAUGUCAAAGCUUUUUUAUGACUUUUAAACCCCCUCCUCCCUCCGCCCCCCCCCCCCGUGCCCUUCAUCCCUUCAUGUGCAACCUUUCCUCAGGAAGGAAAGCUUCGGAUGCAUUCGAGAUAUUCUUCCUCCUCUUGACGAUGCACGAGAUUCUGCCCGAGAGUUACAGACUGUGAAUAUUCUCCCUGUUUGAUAUGGCAUGACCCCUUUUAAACUGCUUGAUAAAAUCCCCUACUGAGGUAUGUAAAUGAAUAAACGCCGAGGCCGUGGAAGCGUAGCAUUUUCUAAAAGGCAGCAAACAAUAAU